Kazachstania africana CBS 2517 is the source of this 1239-nucleotide messenger RNA. RefSeq lists its product as uncharacterized. Gene Ontology annotation, molecular function: ATP hydrolysis activity; GTP binding. Gene Ontology annotation, cellular component: cytoplasm. The transcript has a single exon. Lineage: Eukaryota; Fungi; Ascomycota; Saccharomycetes; Saccharomycetales; Saccharomycetaceae. Bases 1 to 1239 code for a protein of 412 amino acids. The record is from RefSeq and is a predicted model, not a curated record.
AUGCCUAGAGAUCCGUUAAUUGGUAUAGUGGGGAAACCAUCUAGUGGUAAAUCCACUAUGUUAAAUUCACUUACCGAUGCUAAUGCAGCAGUUGGUGCAUUUCCGUUUUGUACGAUUGAACCAAAUCAAGCUACUGGUUAUUUACAAGUAGAUUGUGCUUGUUCGAGGUUUGGUAAGCAGGAGUUAUGUAAGCCUAAUUAUGGAUGGUGUCUACAAGGUAAGAGACAUAUUCCGAUUAUGUUGCUUGAUGUUGCUGGGUUAGUUCCUGGAGCUCACUCCGGAAGAGGUUUGGGUAAUAAAUUUCUGGAUGAUCUUAGACAUGCUGAUGCAUUAAUUCAUGUUGUAGAUGUAAGUGGUACUACCGAUUCUGAAGGUAAGAAUACGAGGGGAUACGAUCCAUUAUAUGAUAUUGAAUGGUUACAAGACGAGAUUAGAUUAUGGAUUGAAGGAAAUUUAAAGAGAAGAUGGGGGUCUAUUGUAAGAAAGCAUACCGCUACAAAAUCAAGUAUUGUGGAUACGUUACAAGCACAAUUUGGUGGGUAUGGAUCACAAAUCCCCAUGGUACAGAGGGCGUUGGAUCGGAUUGAUUCAUUGCCACCAUUAGAAGAAUGGACAGAUGAAUGGAUAACAAAAGUAGUUAAAUCCUUUAUGUUGGAGAAAUUUCCAACGGUACUUGCAUUAAAUAAAAUGGAUCAUCCUGAUGCGGAUAAGAAUGUUUCUAAGAUCAUGUUAAAAUAUCCUGAUACGAAAUCAGUCUUAACAAGUGCUAUCACAGAAGUUUUCCUUAGAAAAUUGACGAAACAAGGAUUUGUUCGUUAUGAAGAAGGUACAGAAUUUGUAGAUACAUGUGAAGAUGAUCCCGAGAACCUAAAGCCAUUAGAUGAAAAAGUACUGAACAGAAUUGAGAAUAUAAGAGAUUUAGUGUUGUACAGGUUUGGCUCCACGGGCGUCAUGCAAGUGUUACAAGCUGCCGCGGGGCAAUUAGACUUGAUACCCGUGUACACGGUAAGAAACAUACAGACAUUUGCCGGUGGGAACGGUACCAAUGUGUUCAGGGACUGUUUUCUAGUGAAACGGGGCACACAUGUCGGAAAAGUAGCAAGAUACAUCAUGGGAGGUGAAGUGACCAUCGCGGCCAUUGAGACCGUCGGCGGUGUGAGAGUCAGCGAAGAAAGCACGGUUGAGGAAGGUAAAAACGAUAUCCUGUCUUUCAAACUGGCUCCAAAAUCAACUCUUUAA